Messenger RNA from Dermacentor silvarum, 1421 nucleotides. It is a transcript of the gene HtrA2, whose product is annotated as serine protease HTRA2, mitochondrial-like. The coding region runs from base 175 to 1383 and encodes 402 amino acids. Gene Ontology annotation, molecular function: serine-type endopeptidase activity; protein binding. Lineage: Eukaryota; Metazoa; Arthropoda; Arachnida; Ixodida; Ixodidae. The record is from RefSeq and is a predicted model, not a curated record. Gene Ontology annotation, biological process: positive regulation of apoptotic process; programmed cell death; proteolysis. The transcript has 7 exons.
CCAUCCAUCAUGGCGGCCUCCUUUUCGCAGAGAAGCCUGCGUUGCUAGGUUCGUCAAGGUUGAAGUCAGUCGACGCACGGAACCCACGCCGAGCUGGCUUCAUGUCGCUGUGUUGUUUUUCCAUAGUAGCAGCGACCUAGGACUGUGUGGUGUACUGUUAGCCACCCUACCACAAUGAUGCAUAAGACUGCCCGCUUCUGUCGUCUACCGUCCUUGCUGUGCCGGAGUGUGCCAGCUGUUUCAUCGCGGACCGCCACGCCCGUGUUGUCAGCGCUGUCUGACAAGUUUGUUCGUUUCGGCUCCAGUCACUCCAGUGGUCUACCAACACAGUCAUGCAGGGGUCGCCACCGCCUCAACCGCUAUGCAGUUGGAGCAGGUGCCCUGUUGUCUGGUUACUUGCUCUGGAGGCAGCGUACAAUGUGGCUGCCCAUUGUCUCUGCCUCCACUGUUCCACCACCAUCCACCCGGUUCAACUUCAUUGCUGAUGCUGUUGAGAAGACAGCACCUGCUGUGGUCUACAUUGAGAUACUGGGCAGGCACCCAUUCACUCAACAGCAGAUAGCCGUGUCCAAUGGCUCUGGCUUUGUGGUGCGCCCCGAUGGUCUCAUCCUAACUAACGCACAUGUUGUGGCCGAUGGCCGGCUCGUGACUGUUAAGUUGCACGACGGGCGUCAGUUCACAGGAAAAGUGGAGGUCGUCGACCGCCGCUCUGAUCUGGCCACCGUUCGCAUCCCAGCAAAGGGUCUGCCGACGCUACAACUCACCCGCACAGACCAACUUCGACCCGGCGAGUGGGUAGUUGCCAUGGGAAGUCCACUUGCCCUCAACAACACCAUCACGGCUGGUGUGGUCAGCUCCGUGCACCGUUCAAGCAAAGAGCUCGGCAUUCACAACGAGAUGGACUACAUCCAGACUGAUGCCGCCAUCAAUUUUGGCAACUCAGGAGGACCCCUCAUCAACCUGGAUGGAAAUGUGAUUGGCAUCAACACAAUGAAAGUCACAGCAGGAAUCUCCUUUGCCAUCCCGGCUGAUUAUGCGAUGAACUUUCUGGAAGAGGCAUCAAAGAAAAACCAGGAGGAGACAUCAGCCGACCGAUGGUACCUGGGCAUCACGAUGCUGACGCUGACACCUAGCCUCAUCCUGGAACUACAGCAGCGUGACCCUAUGUUCCCGCAUGUCACGAAUGGAGUCCUUGUCUGGAGGGUCAUGCUGGGCUCGCCUGCAAACCUGGCCGGUCUCCAGCCUGGUGAUAUCAUUGUGAAGAUUGGAGGCACAGAAGUCAAAUCUUCCCAGGACGUUUACAAGGCACUUGAAGUAUGGAAGCCACUUGAUAUUGAAGUCAUACACAGAGGCACUCGAAAGAAGCUCAAAGUUCAACCUUGAGUAGCACAGUACCAGCAAUAAAAUGGCCAUUUUAUGUU